UAAUUAGAACGGACACCUACCUACCGCUACUCCACCUCCGUUUCAACAUUUCCCACACAUUCAAUUUCAUCAUAUUGAAAAUUGCAAAUCAUCAAAAUUCUACAGUAUGAUCAUCUGUAUUGUACAACGAUCAAAUUCAACUGAGAUAUAGUAAUCGCUGCUGCUGUAAUUGUGUGGUCAAUGAUAAUUGUGAAGGAUUUGAUUUGAAAGAGGUCCAAAAAUGAGCACCGAAAGACAAUCGGUGACUGUUCGGGACCUUGUUGAGGAAGCUAAGAAGAGAGUUGUUUUCUUAAUCAUAUGCGCCAUUGGACUCUCCUAUCUAAUGUCUCUGACGAGCUCCUCAGUUUUUGUCAACUUGCCUGCAGCUGCACUCUUAAUUGUUUCCCUUCGUUAUCUGUCUCUUGAUUUUGAUGCGCGGAUGAAAGCUGUAACAUACAAAAGUAAGUCAUCCAUAUCAAACAGCACUUUUCAGGGGAAACAUAUUGAUACUCCAAGAACAGUUAAUGAGAAGUCCACCUGGAGGAAGAAAGUAAGUUCACCUGCUGUCGAAGAAGCAAUAGAUCACUUCACCAGGCAUAUAGUUUCUGAAUGGGUCACAGAUCUCUGGUACUCCCGCAUAACUUCUGAUACACAGGGUCCUGAGGAACUUGUGCAGAUCAUGAAUGGUGUACUAGGGGAAAUUUCAUGUCGCAUGAGAACUAUUAAUCUUAUAGAUCUUAUCACAAGAGAUAUUAUCAAUCUAAUACGCACUCACUUGGAGCUGUUUCGUGCAAGCAAAAUAAAGAUUCAGAAGAAACGGCCAAGCUCCUUGACAAUUGCAGAGCUAGAUGUGGAGCUUAAACUGGUGUUGGCUGCAGACAACAAAUUACAUCCUGCUUUGUUUUCUCCGGAGGCUGAGCACAAAGUACUCCAGCAUCUUAUGGAUGGUCUCAUUUCAUACACUUUUCAGACAGAGGAUGCACAGUGCUCUUUGUUCCACAACAUUGUCAGGGAGCUUCUUGCUUGUGUUGUAAUGCGACCAGUAUUAAAUAUAGCUAAUCCAAGGUUCAUUAACGAGAGGAUUGAGUCUCUAGUUGUUUCUGUAAAGAAGGGUGAUAAAGGGAACACAGCAGCAGAAACUGAACCACAGUCCAGGCCGGUUGGAUCUGGUAAAAUAUCAGCAGAUCAUUUUUCUCAGGUUUUAGAUCCUUCUGCCAAGGGCGUAGAGCUUGUACAACUAAAAAAUGACCAACCUAAUAACACUGAGGAGGAUGCCACGAACAGUAUGAAUGGAACAGAUUUGUUGUUGGACCCUUUGCUUUCAUUUGAUGCUCGGUCUACUCGUUCUGGGAGUUCUUUGCCAUCACAAGCUGAUGCAGAUGACGGAAGAGGUAUUCAGAGACACCACUCUGGAGGAGAGUGGGGUGAAAGGCUAGAUUUGCUUUCUCGUAGAAAGACUGAAGCCCUGGCCCCUGAAAAUUUAGACAAUAUGUGGGCAAAAGGCAGAAACUAUAAACGGAAAGAAGAGGCCAAUUUAGCAUCUGAUAAACUCAAGAAGAGUUCAUUGGUAAGUGCACCAAAAUCGUCGGGACAGUCAAAGGAAGCUAAACAGAAAGAGAGUGAGAGAGAAAACAAGGUUGGAGCUAAGCAUUAUGUGAAGGACAAUGCUCCCUCGCAAGGUGAUUUGAAAAGACCAAUUUAUCCUCCAGAUUACUCGUAUCAAGAGGAAAAUGAACAUAGCUCAGAUGAGGUUGAAUCAGAGAGCAGUAGUUCUUACACUACUGAAGAUGAAGAACCCAGCAGUGUGACUGGUUUUGACUCUCCUGGAACUCAAGUGUGGGAUGGGAAAAAUAUAAGGAAUGUCAAUCACAUUCAUCAUCCACUUGAAAAUAAUGAAGGCCAUAAGAGAAGAAAAGGAAAAGCUAGUAAAACACAUAUCCGCUCUAAACACUUAAAUAGAGUACUGUCUGGACGGAAAAGGUCUAGAUUAAGCAACCAAACGGAACACUUGUGGCAAGAGACACAAAGAGCCAGCUUCUUACAGGGGGAUGGACAAGAUAUAUUAAAUUCCAAAGAAAAUGUGAAACCGGAUGGUCUAAGUGAUGACUCUGAGACAGAAAUAUUCAGUAGAAUUUCUAGUGACACUAACGCAUCAUCAUAUGUCUCGUCAAGAAGCUUUUCGGAAAUUCAUAGUAUGGGUCCUUAUUCUACAACAGGUUCUAUAAUUGCUGAUUCUUUUUUGAAAUUAAGAAGUGAGGUCCUGAGUGCUAAUAUCGUAAGAAGUGGCGCCAAAACUUUUGCUGUUUAUUCCAUAUCUGUUACAGACAUGAACAAUAAUAGUUGGUCUAUCAAAAGAAGGUUUCAACAUUUUGAGGAGCUACACUGGCGUCUUAAGGAGUUUCCGGAGUACAAUCUUCAUUUACCUCCCAAGCAUUUCCUCUCUUCAAGUCUGGAUGUUCAUGUCAUUCGAGAACGGUGCAAAUCACUUGACAUAUAUUUGAAGAAACUUCUGCUGCUCCCAACUAUUUCCAACUCCAUCGAAGUAUGGGACUUCCUCAGUGUGGAUUCACAGACAUAUAGCUUCUCAAACUCCUUGUCCAUAAUUGAAACAUUACAGGCUGACCUGGACAGCACUGUACGCCAAAAGAGUAAAGAACCUCCACAUGGUAUAAGCCCUCGAACUGUUCUGUUAUCCUCCAAGGGGAAGCAUUCUAAUACUGAAAGCAAGAAUCCAACUUCAAGGAUGGAACAAGAUCAUGCAGGACAUGAACCAAGAUUCAGGAAAGAUUAUGUCGUACUCUCUCCUCCAAAAAGACCUCUCACAGAAACUUUUGAGGAUUCAAAUAGUGACACUCUUGGACUUGAUUUUAAAUGCACUUGUGUCAUGGACUUCACUGGACCUGUUGACUUGGGGUUCAUUUUUAGGAGGAAUGCAUUCUGGGUGGCUAAACAGGUUUUACAAUUGGGAAUGGGUGAUGCAUUUGAUGAUUGGCUGAUUGAGAAAAUCCAGCGUCUGCGCAGGGGUUCAGUAGUUGCUGCAGGUAUCCAACGUGUUGAGCAGAUUCUCUGGCCGGAUGGUAUAUUCAUCACAAAGCACCCAGCACGUCAACGUCCUGCACCUUCCUCAUCCCCCAAUUCUCCUCCAGGCCAGCCUUCAACUCCAUUAUCUUCGCCUAGGCUGGAGGAUUCACAGAAACUGGAUGAGAUGCAGAAGCAGGAAGCAGAGCAACGUGCAAAAUUUGUUUAUGAGCUAAUGAUUGAGAAGGCACCAGCUGCUAUUGUAGGACUUGUUGGUCACAAAGAAUACGAACAAUGUGCAAAGGAUCUUUAUUACUUCAUCCAGUCAUCUGUGUGUAUGAAGCAGUUAGUUCUUGAUCUUCUUGAGCUAUUACUGGUGUCCGCAUUCCCAGAGCUGACUUCUGUAUUUAACACAUUGCAUGAGGAGAAGGAGAGAUUUGGAGAACUCAAAAUAGAUUAAGUGGAUCGUUUGCCAAAAUGCCAUUUCAUUAUACAAUUUUAAGGAAAAUCGUCAACAAGUUCUUCCCGUUAAUCAUGGUAAAGGUUUUGUUUGAGGAUUUACUAAGACUUGUGUGUAAUAUUCUUCUUUCUGUGGAAGCACAAAAUGCUUGGUUCAUUUUGUCAAAUAUGUAAAAAUGUUGGGAGGGCCAUGACUGUUCCAAGAUUUUUGGAAAGAGAAGUUAUGAACCAACAGUCAUAAAUAUUAUAUGUUAAGAUGUCUGGAAAUCCACAAAUGAUGGAUUAGUAAAUAGCAAGAUAUGACUUAUUUAUACUGAAUAUGAAUAUUUAAGAUGAAGCUAGAGUUUGGCUAUAGAUUCUCAAAUAUUUUU
Molecule: messenger RNA, 3827 nt
Organism: Solanum stenotomum
Lineage: Eukaryota; Viridiplantae; Streptophyta; Magnoliopsida; Solanales; Solanaceae
Exons: 14
Coding region: 221-3457 (1078 amino acids)
Molecular function (GO): phosphatidylinositol binding
Source: RefSeq, a predicted model, not a curated record